Messenger RNA from Peromyscus maniculatus bairdii (prairie deer mouse), 5456 nucleotides. It is a transcript of the gene Eeig2, whose product is annotated as EEIG family member 2. NCBI's taxonomy places the organism in Eukaryota, Metazoa, Chordata, Mammalia, Rodentia, Cricetidae. The record is from RefSeq and is a predicted model, not a curated record.
CAUCACGAUGAUGAAGAAGAAGAAGUUUAAGUUUAAGGUGGACUUCGAGCUCGACGAGCUCUCCUCGGUGCCCUUCGUCAACGGGGUCCUCUUCUGCAAGAUGCGGCUGCUGGACGGCGGCAGCUUCACCGCGGAGUCCUCCAGGGAGGUGGUGCAAGCAAACUGUGUUCGCUGGAGAAAGAAGUUCUCAUUUAUGUGCAAAAUGAGUGCCAGUGCCUCCACUGGCAUCCUGGAUCCUUGUAUCUACAGAGUGUCUGUACGGAAGGAAUUAAAAGGUGGUAAAGCCUAUGCAAAGCUGGGCUUUGCAGAUCUAAACCUGGCGGAGUUUGCUGGAUCAGGAAAUACCACCCGUCGCUGUUUACUGGAAGGCUAUGAUACCAAAAAUACAAGACAGGACAAUUCCAUUCUUAAAGUUUUGAUCAGUAUGCAGCUGAUGUCUGGUGACCCAUGCUUUAAAACGCCUCCCUCCACGUCCAUGUCAAUACCCAUCGCUGGGGAAUCCGAGUCUCUGGAAGAGGACAGAAAAGGCGGGGAGACCCUCAAGGUGCAUCUCGGAAUAGCAGAUCUUUCAGCAAAGAGUGCCUCUGUUCCAGAUGAACUUGGUGCCUGGGGACAUUCUAGAACAUCCAGCUAUGCAAGCCAGCAGUCCAAAGUUUCAGGGUACAGCACAUGCCACUCCCGGUCAUCCAGCUUCUCCGAGUUCUGCCACAGGAGAAAUACCUCAGUGGGAAGCACAUCCACAGGAGUGGAAAGCAUUCUGGAGCCGUGUGAUGAAAUGGAGCCGGCCACAGCUGAACCAAACCCUGACUCCGCUGACAGGGAAGGAGACGCUUCGGAGAAGCUCACCAGGUGCCCGGUGAAGCAGGAUUCGGUUGAGUCUCAGCUGAAGCGGGUUGACGACACCAGAGUGGAUGCGGAUGACAUUGUGGAGAAAAUCCUGCAGAGUCAGGACUUCAGCCUCGACUCCAGUGCAGAAGAAGAAGGCCUGAGGUUGUUUGUGGGGCCUGGAGGAAGUACGACCUUCGGCAGCCACCACCUUCCGAACAGGGUAGGAUCUGGAGCCUAUGAGCAGGUUGUGAUCAAACGCUAAAGGUGCCGCCAGCAGACAGAAGCUUCCCUGUGUACGUGAGGUGUGGACAAUAGGUGUUUCACGGUGUUUAGGUCAAGCAUGUAAGAAAAACAAUUAACCUGUUUUCAAAGUGCAGUUCAUCUGUGAAGAGGAAAGCAGUGCUGAUUCCUUCUCAAAGCACGCCCACCGUCAUUCCAAGCCACUUACCCACUGAGGGAGCAUGUGAAUGGAAGCUGAAGGCCUGGCCCCGGUCAGCACCCAGCCUGCUUGUACUUUCGAGGCACCUCAGAGGAAAACGACAUUGGACACAUCUGGGUGUGAUUCUGGUAUUCCAGCGUAAAAAUGCAAGGCAGGGGUGCUCGACAGGUCUGGGCUCUGUUUUUAAAUUUUACAUUUAGGAGACAGUAUGUGAGGUCAAUUUAAACCCAUAAAUGCUAUCAAAAUAAUUAUAAUUCCUAUAAAGUAAAUCUUCCAUGUCCUACUACAUAUAGCAUUGAACUAAGUGUAUUAACGCCUUUUAUGCAAUAAUUGACAGAAAGUAUCCGUGCUUUGGGAAAAUGUUAUAACUUAAACAUUUGAAAUACUGCAUAAUUCUAAACGUGUCAGACAUAAGUCAAUGACAGGUGUGUCCAAGUCUGAGAUAGGCGGAUGGAAAGAAAGCUUUGAAUAUUCGAUAUAUAUUGUUCCUUGUCAUUAAUAUCAGAUGCACUGCAAACAUCCCAGUAGCACUUUGUAAGAGUCAAGUAAGCUUAAUAACCAGUCUGUUAGGCUACCAGGGGCAAGCUAGGAGAAAAGCUGAUUCAUUAGCCAUUCAGUACUAAGACUUGCUGGUCUCAGCAGUCAGAUCAGAAGGAAGACUGUAAGAUGAUCAGGAAAAUGGCACCCUUCCUACGGAAGCCAGACUUUGGUGAGCUGACACUUAACCAUGUCAGUGGAUAGACGUCUGAGCGGCUGCUGGAUUUCACUGAUGCCAUGGGCACUGGCGCUCUUCUACUUUAGCCCCUUUGACCAGAGACUGUUUUCCUUAUUGUGUCGGAAUUUAGCUGUCUGAAGCCAGAGCAGACUGUGACAUACCUCUGAUACAGCUUUGAGGGUACAAACACCUAGCCUGGAUCCAUGGCAACAGCCCAGCACACAAGCUGUAGUUGUUCUGGUUUUGACAGUAAUCCUGUGCAAAGAGCUAAACUUCCCUUUGUUGAAGAGAAGCCUGAGGUGGGCACAGAGCCAGCAAUGCCCCAGGCCUCACCUGCACAAUCAUGUCUGAGGACACAGCAGGUCAGCACAGAAUUACUCUGGCCAAGACCUUUUUAUGUUGACAAAAGGAGGAUCGAGUUAUACAAUGUUUGAAUAUCCAGAUUGGGAAGUUUGGAAAAAAAAAUGGAAUUGUUCGUAUUAGAAUUUUUACUUUAAUAUCUCAAGAAUUAGGUAGUCUACAUUAAUCCAAAACUAUUUUUACAAGUACAUGCUGAAUUUUUUAAAAUGAUGACACCCUGUUUUAGAAUAUUUUGAAUACUAAGAGAAAGAAUUUUCUGAAUCAUGUGAAGACAUAUUUGGAGGUUGGGAUAUUGGCAUGAACAUCUUUACCGGGGAAGAUGUUAUCUAAAUAGGUGGAGACAUGCUGUCUGUUUUCAAGUGAGAAGAUCCAUUGUAUGCUACAAAAAGAUCAAAGAAAGUUUUAGCUGCAGAUAAUGGAGAUAUUAUUUAGAGAAGUUUAUUCUGACAAUUUUAAAAGCAUAUUUUUCUAUUUUAAAAAUAAUUUCUAGGCUAUAUUUUUAUUGGCACUUCUGCAAAUGAGUUUGGAUUCUAAAGGUGAUAAUAGCUGGAUUGUGAGCUUGGUUCACGGAGGCUACUUGUCAGACACACACAAGGUGCUGUGAUCAGGAAAGAGUUGCUACCGCUCUUGGCCUUCUGCCUUUACACAAGAUUAGGUCCUGGUAUUUUAAACGAUACAGAAUCCUUAUUUUUUUUUAUUUUUUUUUAAUUUUUUUUUUAUUUCUUUUUAGUUAGAAAAAUAAAAUGUGUGGGCCUGGGAAUAUGGCUGAGUCGGCAGAGUGUUUGCCUAGACUACACAAAGCCCUGGGUUAAAUCCCCAGUACAUAAACUGUGCAUGGUGGUGCACAUCUGUCACCCCAGCACUGUGGAGCUGGAGGCAAGAGGACCAGAUGUUUGAGGACAUUCUUGGCUUCAUAGGGAGUUGAGGGCCAAAAGAGGCUGGAUGAUACCCUAUCUCAAAAAGGAAAAAUAAAAAUGUGAAGAGAUCUUGAAAAUUGUAGAAAAUGCCUUUUUUAUUUUAGCAGCUACUAAAUAAUCUUGAUUUACAUAUUGUUAAGGAAUAAAACAAUCACUUAAUAAGUAGAAGCAUUGGGUUGGAAGGGAAAAGGCUAGCUGUGACUCUAUAGUCAGCAUAAAUCUGGUCUCUCCUCCCCUGGUGUUCUGGGGUCUGUCCUGCAUUCAUAUUUCAGUACAGUCUGAUCAGAAUGUGAAGGGUUGCCUGAGUGUCUGCCUGUCUACUCUUUACUUUCUGCAGGGCAUCUAUUGUCAGUCUCUCAGCCACAGGCUCGUUUCAAAGCUGUUUGCUGAGUGCCUAGUCUACUUUUAAUUCUGCCUUGAGUUUAGAAAACAAUAGACUUGGAAAAGUGGAGUCCUAACAAAUUAUUUUUUUUUACUAUUUAGGUCAAAUUUUCAAGUCCAAUCUUGUAGAAUUUUGUAGGGAUGAAUUGUUUUCUUCUUCUGUGCUAGAGAAAAGACCACCUGCACUCUUUAGAGCUAGUGCUUGUGAUGAGAAGGAAGCAUCUAACCUGCCUCGUUCAGAAGAAUGCACAGGAGAGCUUCUCCUGCGACAGGCUGGCGACAAGACUACAGGAUGUGCAGCAUAGGAAAAGGCAGAGAAGGCCCUGAGCCAUGGGUUUACACUUGAAUGUGGGCUCCCUUUUGUGGUGGUAUUAAAGGCGUCUGGGUGCAAACAACUAAUGUAGAUUAACACUUUUGAUAUUAAAGGCUUGACCAACAACCCUAAAUUCCACCAUCUCAUUCCAGCAUAAAUCCAUGAGACUAAUAUCCAAACUAGAUUCUUCUGUGUAUGUUUUUGUUUUUUUAGUUUGUUGUUGUUGUUCUUCUUGUAUAAAACUGUGAGCCACAGAAGUUGACCACUUAACUUUUCCUUUGUUACUAUAAGGAAAAAAAAUAUCUUCAACUAAUCUCUAUUCUAAACAGAUUCAAAUCCCAGCUCACACAUGUAAUCCCAGCACUUGGGAGGUUGAAGCAGGAAGAUCUCUGAGUUCAAGGAUAGUCUGGGUUAACUAAUCUACUUGAGUUCAAGGGCAGUCUGGGCUCCAUGGUAAUCAUGAGCCCAGAAUGAGACCCUGACUCAAAAAACAUUUUUUUUUCAAAUCAGGUAAUUUUGAUGUCAAAGCCUCCAGAAGCAAUUCCAGACUCUCAGAUUUCCAUGUUAAAUAAACCACUUUUGAAGUAUAAACUGACAGUUUCACUAAACAUUUCACUGAAGCACUUCUGAAACUGUAGGCUUCGGUGUUUAUAACAAAUCUCAGAGAGGCAGUGGGCUCAUAUGACGGGAUUGUAUUGUUUUCUUCACAAGUCUUUCGUGUGGGCGUCUUAGAAAUUCAGUCCUCUUAGAUGGUACGUCCUGUGAAUAUCAUCAAGUAAGGUAGCUGAGACUGCGUUAGGCCACUGUACAUAUUGGCUUAGUUAGGUACUGUGCAUAAUGUUAGUAGCUGAGCUGUAAGAAUGAAAUAUUCCUGUUGUAAGCCUAAGUUAAGACUACCCUGGAAAUAAGGCCUUAUCCCCUUCUCCAUGUGAUUUUCAUCAGAAAAUGUAGACACAAACUAUUUUAAAUGGUAAUAGGGUGGUCUCCCCAUACAACAAAGCUGAUAAACAUUUUGAUUUACAAUGUGUUCUGUAUUUUCAAAUGUGUACGUUUAUCUUACUUACAUAAUUCUUUCAUCAAUAUUCAUUGGCCAAAUCAAUGUAAGGAAAGACAGACUAUAGAAGAAUUUGAUUAAUUUUGACAAUAUGUCUUGAGGAUUACCUUCCUCUAUAUUAUUUCAAUCAUUUGGAGGUUUACACAGUGUUUAUGAAGAGUGUUAUUAAUAGCUGAGGAAUAGUUAGUUCAGUGGUAAGGAACCUUCCAGCAUGUGCAAGACCUGGGAUUGGCCCUUACCACUGAACAAAGAAAAUGAAGUGAUUCCGUCAGUAUUCUAAUACUUGGAGAAUGACCUUCAUAGUUAUAUAUUUUAUGUCUUAUGUUUUAACUAUACAGUGAUAAAAUCCAGGAAAUGUUUUAUAACAAAAUAAAAUUUUGUUUGUAAAAUGUUUGUAAUAAUGUAAAAGUGAAUCUUAUACAUGUUCAAUAAAAAGCAGUAUCUCUAAA